AUGGCUACUAAGCAAAAACUGUUAGAAGAACAGAAGAGUUUCGAAGACCAUUUCAAGUCGUGGCUGAGCAAACUUGAAGGCCGAAAAACACUAGCAACAGAAGACGCGAAGAAAAAUAUUCUCGAACUAAGAGAGAGAUUCACAUCUAACCAUAACCAGUUACUUAAGUUAGGUGUGGAAAAUGAGCUGUAUUUAACGUCAAAUUAUUAUGACGGCUGGAUGCAUACAAUUGCUGAAAGCCUAGAAAAAUACAAUGCAGAAUGGGAACAAGUUGCAGAAGCUUGUAAUUUAAAGAAGAAAAGUGAUGCAAUGACACAAAAUAAUCAUGGUGUAAAACAAGAAAUUGAAGAUCAAAUAAAUCGAUUUGAGAAAUAUGCUUCAAGGACUAGAGAUGAAAUUAGAAAGGAUGUCUCAGAAAUAUUUCUGCAAACUCUAGAAAAAGAGUAUAAAUUACUUGAGGAAAAAUAUGAAGAAUAUUCAUCCACAAAUAACGAUAUGCGGCACAUAAUGGAUGAUUGUGAAAGCGAAAUGCACGACAUAAGAAUGUCAGUUUCAGAGCUAAAGAACAGAAUAAAAUCACAAAGAUCAGGUCCUACGCCUAACUUAAAGGUAGAGGAUAUCAAAAUUUCGCCAUUUUAUGGAGACCUGUCAGAAUGGCCAACAUUCAAAGACAUAUUUAAUAGUCUUAUACACGAAAGCUCACACUACUCUAAAGUCGAAAAGAUGUAUCGACUAAAAUCAUACCUUAAAGGUGAAGCUGGACGUCUGAUACAACAUCUGACGGUGACCAACGAAAAUUAUUUGGCAGCCUGGGAAAUUUUGAACAACAGAUACGAAAAUCGUAGAUUGCUGUUCACAUCCCAGUUUGACAAAAUUUUAGAUUUGCAAACAAUUAAUAGUGAAUCAGCAGCUAGUCUAAAAGGCUGUCUAGAUAAAGCGAGAGAAUGCAUUUAUGCAAUAAAAGGUUUGGGCAUCAACCUCACCGACGCUGAACCAUUUUUAGCUAGAAUAUUAGUGAGAAAGCUUGAUAAAGAAGGACUACGCUUAUAUGAGCAAAGCGUAAAAAAGACAAGAGAAAUUCAAACUCUUGAAGAUGUCUUCAGCUUCUUAGAACAGCAAUAUCUUGCCUUAGAAGCCGUUUCCAGUAAAAGUUCAAGUGGAAAUAGAUUUCAAAAAAGGGAGAAAAGUUUUACAAGUAACUAUGUCACUGACACGAAACACAAUGAACAAAUAACCUGUGUGUAUUGUAAAAUACCAGGGCAUAAAAUCACCUACUGCAAAAAGUUCAAAACUUUAACAACAGCGCAAAAGCGAGAGUUUGUAACAAAAACUAAACUGUGCUUCGUUUGCAUGGAGCACUACUAUGGCUCAAAGUGCCAUAAUCCUGAAAAGAGGUGCAUAAAAUGUGGGUUUAAACAUCACUUUCUGCUACAUGAAGACUAUAAACCGAAAGAGGUCGGAAAAGUGACCACAAUGGUAUCUAGGGAAAACUCACCAGCAGUGCUUUUAGCCACAGCACAAAUAAGAAUCAAAUCAGCUAAUGGCGAGCAUAUUUUACUUCGAGCUCUUGUCGAUCAAGGGUCACAAAAAACCACGAUUACCGAAGAGGCUAGCCAGUUACUAAAUUUACCUCGAAUGAAAUCGAAAACCGAAAUAUACGGUCUUGGCGGUAGCAAAGUUGGCGUUUCUAAGAAUAAAAUAAAAAUACAGAUAGAGCCAAGAUUUAGCAGCGACUACUUAGUGACAGCAGAAGCCUUAAUUCUGCCGGCGCUGACAAGUGUUCAACCAGAAAAGACAUUUCAGCAAGAUAUAGAAGAAUGGAAGAAUUAUGUCUUGGCAGACCCUUUGUACAACAAGUCAGACAGAAUUGACGUUGUAAUAGGCAGCGACAUAUUCGGUGACAUCUUGGAAGAAGGCGUUAUCAAAAAGUGUGGCAUCCUAGGGCAAUCAACUAAAUUAGGUUGGAUACUUUCCGGAGCUGUCACAGCAACCGCUGACAAUAACAAAAUUGUGUCAGCAAUGACCAGUAUAGAGAAAUUUUGGGAACUGGAAGAAGUCCCAACUGAAACCGAGUCAUCCAACGAAGACGAGUUGUGUCUAAAAAUUUAUAAACACACUGCCAAGCUAGACGAAAAGGGAAGGAUUACUGUGAAGAUACCUUUCAAAGAAGACUGCGCUUUGGGAGAAUCCAGGAAGCAAGCUGUGGCACGUUUUCUUGCACUGGAAAAAAGGAUGGCUCAAGAUGUCACCUUGAAAAAUGAAUACGCCAAAUUCAUCGACGAAUACCAAAAAACUGGGACAUAUGCUUCAGCACCAUUUUUGGCAGUACGCAGCUUAAUAAAAAUCGCUGAGGACUGCAAUGAAGAAAGAGUGAAAAAAGUUAUCGAAGAAGACUUUUACAUGGAUGACCUCAUGACUGGAGCAGAUAGUGUACAAGAGUGUAGUGAAAUUAAACAAAAAGUUGAGCAACAAUUAAUGAAGUUUGGUUUUCAUUUAAGAAAAUGGCUCACGAAUAAUUCUUCGGUACUAGAAGAUAGUAUGCAACAGCGCAGUGAAGAAAAUUAUUUAAUAAAUAGUGAUGAAAUCGUGAAAACGUUAGGACUUAAAUGGGAUCCUAAAAAAGAUGAAUUCAAGUUCGAAAUCAACCUGAAAGAGAGCAAGAAGAUUACAAAACGACAAAUAUUAUCAAACUUAGCCACUAUAUUCGAUCCACUUGGGUGGCUAUCUCCAAUAACUAUUGUGUUGAAAAUAUUUAUUCAAAAGCUUUGGACACAGAAGCUUACUUGGGAUGAAGAAUUAUCAGCCGAAUUAAAAAUAGAAUGGUUUGAAUUUACAAAAAAUAUAAGUGCACUGCGUAACAUAAAAAUCCCUAGAUUGACUAAAACAUCUCAAAUAAUGGAUGUAGAGCUGCACGGUUUUGCAGAUGCAUCAGAAAAAGCAUACGCAGCAGUAGUGUACAUUAAAUGUGAUGGGCAAAUAACCAUUGUAGCAGCAAAAACACAAAACGAAAAUCUACACAUGGAGCGAUUCUACUAUUACUUUAAGUUGGAUAGAAACCAACAAAAGUAA
This is a messenger RNA of Rhagoletis pomonella (apple maggot), 3069 nucleotides long. RefSeq lists its product as uncharacterized. Gene Ontology annotation, biological process: proteolysis. Gene Ontology annotation, molecular function: aspartic-type endopeptidase activity. The record is from RefSeq and is a predicted model, not a curated record. NCBI's taxonomy places the organism in Eukaryota, Metazoa, Arthropoda, Insecta, Diptera, Tephritidae. The transcript has 3 exons. The coding region runs from base 1 to 3069 and encodes 1022 amino acids.